CGAAAUAAAGGCACAUAGUGCGUAAAUGCGUUUGUUAGCCUUUAAGUGUCUUAGGACACCUUGAAUACAAAUACGUCCCUCGAAAGUGAGGGUGCAUCUUGAAAGCCGGUUGAGUUGAAUGCAAUCAAACCAAUAAAAACGCUUGUCGUCUGCUCCUUCCUCGUGUGGAGUUUGUGUGUGUGAGUGUGUGUGUGUGUGCACUUGUCGUCGUGCCCGUGCCACUAACUUUUUUCGGCAGCGGAAAAUGGCAGAUCCAGGCACCGUCAAAGACACCUCCGAACCCAAGGGCGUUGCUCGUAUAAAACCCGAGUUUCUUGAUCCGGACCAUAUUCCUCAUCUUGCUGAAGAUUGUCUGUCUCAAGCUGACAAGGAUAAGUUUGCUAGUGGCUCUGCCAAUAAUGGUGCUACUGAGGUUGAUGAAAAUGGGAAAGAGUCGGGACAGAAUUCUGGAGGUCUUUCAGACAAGCCCGCUUUUAAACGUUUAUCUAAGGCAGAAAAGAAGAAACUCAGAGGACAAAACAAGGCUCGUCCCCCCCCUUUUAAAGUCGAUCGAGAACAAAUUUUGUGCCAUACCCUUGUUGAUAUUGUUGAGGGGGAGACUCCAGCACCAUGCAACAAUGCAAGAUGCUUCAGCAUCCAUGACAUUAAGGCAUUCAUGGCCAUACGCCCACCUGAUAUAGGGACCACAUGUUACAAUUUUGAAGUCAGAGGUCGCUGUCCUCGUGGUAUUAACUGCCGGUUUGGCAGUGGUCACAUAACUGAAAAUGGCUUCAACAAAAUAAAUGAAGAUGUUUGGAAGAAAUUUUCCUCCCGUUCUUCUCCACCUACCUUAAAUGCCUUGACCAAAGACCUUCAAGUAUCUCUGAGAAAGCGUUUGUAUGACUUUAGCAAAAGUGAAAAAAUUUUAGAAGUAUCCAAGACACAAUCUAAAGCAGGCUCCAAGCGCACUUGUGAGGGUGAAAUUAAGAAGGAAGCCCCCAAACUUGAGGCAGUUGCUGGAGUAACAGGAUGUGAUGGAAGUACCAAGAAAGUGGAAGAUAGUCCUAGUUCUGAAGUAAAUAAUGUCUCUGAGAAAAUUGGGCCAGUUCUAGAUGACGACACCAUCAAGUUGAAACCUGCAGAAAAGAAAACAAUUGACUGGCGUGGCAAGCUGAUUAUGAGUCCUCUGACUACUGUUGGUAACCUUCCCUUCAGACGCAUUUGCAAGGAAUAUGGAGUGGAUGUGACAUGUGGAGAAAUGGCCAUGGCCUCCUCACUACUGCAAGGUCUGAACCAGGAAUGGGCACUUGUGAAGAGACAUGAGUCAGAGGAUAUUUUUGGAGUUCAGAUCUGUGGAAACAAUCCAUAUACAAUGACAAAAAGUGCCCAGGUUCUGCAGGAAAACAUUGAAGUUGAUUUUAUUGACAUAAACAUGGGUUGUCCCAUUGAUCUUGUGUAUCAAGAGGGAGCGGGAAGUGGCCUCAUGCACCGAGAGAAGGUUUUGCAGUCAAUUAUAGAUUCUAUGAACAAAGUUAUGACUAUUCCACUCACUGUUAAGACUAGAGCGGGAAUAGUGACUGGGAAGAAUAUUGCUCACAACUUCAUGCCUUACUUCAGAGAUUUAGGGGCUUCUCUUGUAACAGUUCAUGGGCGAUCCAGAGAGCAACGUUACACACGACUUGCUGAUUGGGAUUAUAUUGAUGAGUGUGCGAAGAUUGCGCAUCCCGUUCCUUUGUUUGGCAAUGGAGACAUUAUGUCGUAUGAAGACUAUAAACAUGUCAUUGAUACUUAUAAAAAUAUAUCAGGUGUGAUGAUUGGUCGUGGGGCUUUGAUAAAACCUUGGAUCUUCACUGAGAUCAAGGAACAGAGAUUAUGGGAUAUAUCAAGCAGGGAGAGAUUAGAUAUUAUGAAGAAAUAUGUUAACUAUGGUCUGGAACACUGGGGUAGUGAUACCAAGGGAGUUGAAAGUACUCGUCGCUUCCUUCUAGAGUGGAUUUCAUUUCUUCAUCGGUAUAUUCCUGUUGGAAUUUUGGAAUGCCCACCGCAGAAAAUCAAUGAUAGGCCUCCAGUGUUCAAAGGGAGAGAUGAGCUGGAAACUUUAAUGGCUAGCCCUAACUGUGCUCACUGGAUUCAAAUAAGUGAAAUGUUACUUGGCAAAGUUCCUGAGGGCUUCAAUUUCCUUCCAAAGCACAAGGCAAAUUCUUGGAAAUGACAUAGCUGUAUCUAAAUAUUGUCAGAUUGAUGGAAAAAUGAACUUGAAGUGUGUGCCUUGUUUGGUAUUUUGUUGUUUUUGUUGUACUCAAUCUUGAGCACUUAAGAUCUAUGUCAACAACGAAUAAUAAAACCCUCUAUAAAUGCUCAAAAACA
Messenger RNA from Thrips palmi, 2346 nucleotides. RefSeq names its product tRNA-dihydrouridine(47) synthase [NAD(P)(+)]-like (gene Dus3). The record is from RefSeq and is a predicted model, not a curated record. NCBI's taxonomy places the organism in Eukaryota, Metazoa, Arthropoda, Insecta, Thysanoptera, Thripidae. The coding region runs from base 245 to 2191 and encodes 648 amino acids. Gene Ontology annotation, molecular function: tRNA dihydrouridine synthase activity; flavin adenine dinucleotide binding; RNA binding. The transcript is spliced from 12 exons. Gene Ontology annotation, biological process: tRNA processing.